UUUUCUCUCAUAGAUUCACUGAAUAGGAACCCGCGUUUGCUUUCAAGGCGGCGUCAAGUUGCGGUUUUUACAGCCUCAUAAAUUCAAAGUAGUAAAACGAUCCCAUUUUUCAUUCAAUUGUGGCCGCUGGUGCACACGUAUCUGCUGACAUGACGCCAAACACGGAGUUGUUGUUGCGUAGGGUGCCUUUUUAUUUAUUCAUCUCAUGUGUCCGCACACACAAACACAAACGCCAUUCUGAUCACCGCUCGCGUAUCAUUACAAAAGGCGCUGCGAGCGAAAUGCGAGAGAAAAAAGUAAAAAGAACGCCUCACUCGCUCAUCAGAGGAAAACAAGCCGGCAGUGUAUCGCGGUAAACAAGACGAGAAGGAAGACGGAGCGUGGGCUCACGUGGUGCUUGGUCCAUCUGAUGGUGGCCCGAGGCGACGAAAUAGUGGACGGCCUUGAUGGUGUCGCCCCCUGCAAGUGCGCCGGGUCGCGAGAUCAUCAGUGAUGAGCCGGCCGCGCCAGCCAGCAGACGAGGCGGCUCCUCUGCUGGCCGCGGUGCUGCUCUUCUACCUCGGCUGUCUGCUCAUGUUCCGGCGGCUGAGCGCCCUGCUGGGCCCCGCGCGGGGCCCCGCGCCCGACGAGGAAGAGGCCGACGUGCGCAAGAUGCGCACCGGCCAGAUCAUCCUCGACAACAAGGAGCUGAUCCGCGAGGUGUUCAGCAUCGAGAGCACCAGAGUGGGCGGCGGCGACGAAGGUCAGCGGGUGAGCUGCAAGAUCAACGAGAUCGUGGAGGCGCGCUACGAAAAGGAGCGCCGCAGGAGUCAAAGACCUGCCGCGGACGCCGAGUCUGUCAAGAGCGAUUCGGUGCCGCCCGAGGAGGAGCAGGACGAAGUCAAAAGACUGAGGGAUGAAGUCGAGGGUUCGCAGAGUAACGGGGGUGCCGUGAAAAAGACGGAGCCGAAAUCCAGCCCCGCCAGAAUCAAUCACGGCAAAAAGCGACUGGCUCCGAAGCCGCCCGCCGCCGAGCCAAUUAAAACGAACAAUCACAACGAGCAGGCUUUGCAUAAACCGCCCGAGCCGCUUCCCAAAUUGGAAGUCGCGACGGAGGUGGAGACGCAAAAGUCGCACGCCGCUGAAAAAACGAGUGUGGAAAUUUCAAAUGCAAAAGUGAAGGGAGCGAGUGAGUCAAUAUCGAUAGGCGAGUCCGAAAAAGUCGAAGCAGUCGCGGUCGCGCCGCAAAAGGGAGCAGCCGAGGCGGUCAGGAGCGAGCCGGCCGGCGAGGAUCAGACGGAGAAGCUGCUUAAGAUCAGCUCGGAGAUCAAAUUGGCGAUCGCCGAGUUCAAAGGCAAGGCGGAAGGCGCGUCCCAUAAAGAGAGCGCGGAAGCGAGCCGAGGGCAAGGCUGCUGCCCACCGGACAAGCAGCCGCAAGUGGGAGAAGAAGCAACGGAUAAACCUGUACUUCAGGUGGAGAGCGCCGAGACAAAAGAAGAAAAGACUGAAGAGGCGGAGGCGGCGCAGCAAGUUGAUAACAAAGAUGUGGCCAGCAGUUGCGUCGCAACCAUCGAGCCAGAUAAAGUCGCGAAAAAGGAGCCCAGUCGUUGCGAAGUGAUCGCGGAGCAAAAGAAAGAGGUAAACGACGCGGCGACAGAAAACAAAUCGUGCCCGCGGGACAUUAUAAUUGUCGCGGCAGUUGCGAAUAGCCCCAGCGAAGCAGCCGCCGGUGAAAUUAAACCUGCUCCAUCGAUAGAGGAAGAAAAAGAGCAGCGUGUGCCAGAGACGCCGCAAACAACAAGUGCGGACGCGAACGUGCCAAUUGAAAAAGUGCCCAUCGCAGCGGAGAACGCUAGUGUGCCUGAAAACGAGGCUCAUCACGCAGAAUUAAAUACUGUGAUCGAAAAAGCAGAAGUGCCGGGUGAUGUAGAAAAUUCAGUUCCAGUACCGGAGUUAGAAAAAGACAAAGUUGUGAAGGUAGAAGAAAUUCUAAUUUCGCCCAUAGAUCAUAAAACAUCAGAAAUAUUAGAAGUGCCUAGUUCUGUAGAAAAGACCAUUUUAGCCCCUGAUUGUGAAUUAGGAGAACAGGGUACGUUGAAACUAGAAACUCAAAAUUUGCCCACUCUUCAUAUCGCUUUAGUCCCUGAAAUUGUUAUUUCCAAAGUAGAUAAAACUAAUUUAUUGUCUGAAAAAGUAGAAGUGCCUAGUUUAGAAAAUGCAGUUCCAGCUCCCGAGUUAGAAAAAGAGAGUAAACCCGUUCAAGAAAACCAAAUUGAGAUAUCGUCAGAAAAACUCGCACCUUCUUUAGAAGCUCCGUCUACAGAAGUGACUUCAGCAGAAACGAGCAAUUAUAUUGAAAAUGUGCCUAAUCAUGUAGAAAAAACAGCUAUUGUGUUGGAGAGCAAUAAUCAAACCGCACAAGCGACCUCGAAUCUAGAAGAAAUUAUUCCGAUUCCUGUUUUGGAAUUUAAAUGUGAAACCGUAAAUGAAAUCGCGAUCGUCUUGGAAGAAAAAUCUGAUUUUGUGCCAAUUGAACAACCAAUCGGUGUGCCCACGCAAAAAUUAGAAUCGCUGCCAGAAGAGCACAAAUUGGCCGAGGAAAAACCCGCAGCCAUCGAAGCGGCGCAGGUACCACAGCAAGUUCAAUCAGAGACAACAGAGGUGACGUUGGCCGACGCGUCAGAUAUAAAUAAUGCGAAUGCCGUGCAACCUGCGCCCACCGAAGAAGUGAAGGCGGAACCGAGCUGCGCGCCGCCGGCGAUAAAAUUAGAAGAAAAAGCCGCGGAAGAAGAAGAAAACACUAUCUCGUUGUCCGCCGAAAGCAAAAGCGGUGCUGUAUCAGAUCGAGUCGAGCCCCCGAGAGCGGAAGAAGAGUCUCGAGAGGAGGUCAAGCAACUCGGAGAAGCCGAAAGCGGCCAGCCGGAAGAGACCAAAACUGGAGAACCGAAAAUUCCAAACGAAAAAGGGCAAAACCUUGCGAAUAUUCCCAAAACGGAGGAUGAAGCGGUGGACGAGGACCACUUGAUGAAGAAGAUCGAAAGUUUCCUCGUAACCGAGAGCAAAGACGACGAAGACGGGGAAAUAAUGAUGUCCGAGCCGGCGGUAAAAUUAGAAUCGCGUAACCGCGACAAUUGCACCAGAGUGAAAAGGGUGAGCAGUUUUAAAAAGCCGGGUGGCGAAAAAACAGCCAAAGCAAGCGGCGAAAAGGACAGAGUUGACGGCGGGGAGGGCGAGCGAAACGGCGAGGCGUGCGGAAUUCAAUCGGGUGGCAAAGUGAACAAUGCCGAUAAGAAAAUCAAAGCGGACGACGCGACGAAAUUAGCAGCGGGCAAACAGCCAACGCAGGCGGCGCCCAAGAUCGGCUUCGGCGUGCUAAGGCCGAGGCCAAAGAGCGGCGGGCCGUUCACCCCCGACCCGCAGCCGCGGCCAAAGUCGGACGAACUCAGCGAGGUCUUCAACAAAAUCGUGCUGAGGAAGGCCGAGGAAAAUAAAAGAAGAAGCAGCGUGGGAACCGUGAAAAGCCGCCCCGAGGCGAAAGCCGGCAGGAGAGGCUCAAUCAAAACGAAAGAGACGAACGGGACAAAAGAGAAAAGUCCCAAAUCAAGAGAAACGUCCCCUUUGAAAAACGGAGCCGAAGAAGUGAAAUUGAAGAAAAAUACUCCGCCGCAGUUGCAAGGAGACGUUGCGAAAGUCGAUGCUGCGGUCGCUGACGCUGUUAAACCUGAUUUAUGUGCCGCCAAGAAAGAAACAACCGGCCCUUCAAGCGAGCCGCAAAAAACUAAUUCAGGCCUAAUUAAUACUAAACCCGUCGGUGAAACAAAGCGAGACGACGCUGCGUCAGAAGCGCGAAAAGACGCUGCUUCGGGGGAUAAAGUUUCGGCAAAAGUUAAUGAAAACAAUGCGCGACCCGUCCGCCGAUCUUCUUCGAAAAGUCCAGCCAAGACUAUUACUUCGAAAGUUAAAGAGGAAGCGAAAACCACGAUCGAGACGAAGGAGGUCGUUCUGAGUGAAAAAGUCGGAGAUGCAACGGAAAGUACCGUUCGCGGGCAGCUGGUUCUGGGCCAAAAACUGGACAAAGAGGAGCAGAGCGCGGUGCCGCCGCGGCCGGAGUCGAUCGUCGACAGGGUGUCCAAGCGGCUGGAGCAGAUCAGGGCGGCCAAGGAGCAGACCCCAGAGACAGUAAAUACCGAACCAAAACCGGUGGUGGAAGACGCAACCCCUACUAAAGUCGAGCAGGUUGAAGACGCGACUAAAUUGGAACAGGUGGAAGCCGCUAAAAUGAAGGUUGAAGGGACUGACGGGGGCGGAAUAGGGUUGGUGGUGGCCAACACCGGGCGCAAAGUGGGUGACACGCGCUACCUCACUGAGAUGCAGGUGUUCUUCCGCUCCGGAGUGCUGGGGCAACUAGAGGCUCAGCGAGACGAAAAGUUGCAGGACCAUGUUACCAGACUCCAAGCGCGUUGUAAGGGUUAUUUGGCCAGAAGGCGUUUUGAGAAGAGAAAGGUGCAAGAAGUCGCCGUCAGGUGCGUGCAGAGGAACGUGCGUCGCUUCCUGAAAGUCCGAGAUUGGCCCUGGUGGCGUCUGCUGGUGCGAGUGGCGCCUCUGCUCAAUGUGCACCGAGCCGAGGAAGAGUUGCGGAAGCAAACUGAAGAACUCGAGGGGAUGCGAGUGCGUUUGGACAAAUCGGAAGCUGAGAAGCUCAGACUCAAGCAGCACAAUGAGAGAUUGGAAGCCAGGAUGAACGAGCUGACCGUGGCCCUGGCCGAAGAGCAGAGCGCCGCCCAUCUGGCCGCCGAGCGCCUCGAAGCCGAGUCGGCCGAGCGAUCGCGCCUCCAGCACGAGCUCCAAAAUGCACAGGAGAAACAGAGCUCGUUACGGGAGGCGAGCCAGCGGCUGGAGAUGGAAAUCCUGAUGUGCCGCGCCAGCGACGACGCCUCCCACACGUCUGGCGAGGACGAGGACGGCGGCUACGAACACCUCAAGCAGCGGCUCGACAGGGCCGUGAAGGAGGCGGCCGCACUGCGCCGGCAGCUGCAGCAGCAACAGGAGGCGCACGAGGACCAGCUGAUGGCCCUGCGAAAGGCGUCCGAGAAAAGAGUGGCAGACGCACUCGAGGAGGUCGAGGAGCAGCGUCAAGUCGUGGCGCAAAUGAAGCGAAAGGCCCAGCGGGUCACCGGCGAGCACAACGACACGAGGCUCAUGCUUGAGGAACAGAGCGCACGCAACACCAUCCUCGAGAAGAGACAGAAAAAGUUCGAUAGCGAAAUGCACCAACUACAGGAGGCCGUGCGACAAGAGAAGUCUAGCAAGGAAAAGGCGCUGCGGGAGCGGGACUUGAUGGCGGCCGAGAAAACAAGUGCCGAACAAAACCUGGCUGCGUGCCGGCUUGAGUUGGAGAUGCGCGACGAGAAGGUGGCCGCCCUCGGACGCGAACUCGAGGAACUGGCGUUCGGCGGUGCCGCCGAAGAGGAAGUCGCGGCCCUUCGCAAGUCCAAGCAUGCCCUCGAGCGACGCGUCAAGGAGCAGGAAGAGGAGCUGGACGAGUUGGCGGGCCAAGUCGGCCUCCUGGAGGCGGCCAAGGUGCGCCUCGAGAUGAGCCUCGAACAGCAGCGGAAGGAGGCCAAACGAGAGGCCAGCCAGAGAGACGACGAGAUGGAGGAAAUCCGCGGCAACGCGCAGAAGAAAGUUCGAGCCCUGGAGAGCCAGUUGGAAGCUGAGCACGAAGAACGCACUCGGCUGCUUCGAGAGAAGCACGACUUGGACAGACGAUUGGCCGAGGCCGCUGAGGUGGCCAGAGGUCGCGCCCCAGAGGACGAGCAGAUGAUCCAAAGGCUGCGCCGCGAGCUGAGACACGCCAAAGCCCUUCUCAGGGACGCUCACGGUCUCUUGGAGAGGCAACGGGACGAAACAGGCGGCCGCGGCCAACUGCGCGCCCUCAGACACCAACUGGAGGAUGCCGAGGCGGCCAGAGCUGUGGCCAUGAAGGCGCGACAGACGGCCGAGUCGGAGGCCAGGGAGCUGCAGGCAGCGUUGGAAGAGGAGAAACGAGGCAGGGCCCUUGCUGAGGACAAGGCGGCGGCCGCGGUCAGAUCGAAAACAGAGGUUGUGGGCCAGCUGGAGGAAAACGAGGAGGAACUGGCUGAGGUUUUGAAGAAGUACAGAGCCUCUGUUGCCCAGAUCAGUAUUGAACAGGCGGCUACUACUGAAUUAGCUGCAACAGCAGCAGCGUUAGAAGCUGAGCGAAACUCCCUUCGAGAGCAAGUGGCUGAAAUGUCAGCCCGUCUGGAGGCGGCCGAGGGUGAAACGACCAUUGGUCUUACGGCCAGGCGCUUGGAGACCAAAAUCAGAGAACUCGAGUCUCGUCUCGAGUUGGAGGCCACCACAAGGGCCAGGGCUGAAACGCAGUGUGGCCGCUUCCGGGAGCAGGCGGAAAAAGUGGCCGUUGAGGCAGAGGCGGCCAGAGCAAGGGAAACGGCCGCCAAUGACGCAGCGCGACGUGCGGCCCGCCAAUUGCGAGAGGCCAGGGAACGAGAGGCGAGUGUUGCGGCUAAGGAGGCUGAGGCAAUCAGAAAGAGGAAGGAGCUGGAAAUGCGAGUCGAGACGUGCGAGGCCGAGGCGGCCACGGCCAGAGCUGAUCUCCGACUGGCGCUGCAGCGAAUUGAAGACUUGCAGGCGGCCAUGGCUGGCGACUCGGAGGACCUGGGUUCGGAAUCAAGUGGGUCCAUUGAAUCGCUGCUUGACUCUGUCGGUGGAUCGCAAGAAUUCCUCGACUUUGCUUGCAGGUCUCCCGAGGGACAAAGUGACCCUGGAGAUGGCGUAGGACACUUGACUGACUCCAAAGACGAAUCUCAUGCCUAAGCUGUAGUUUUUCGAUGAGCACCUCACUUAAAAUGAAGAUGUAAAUGUACUUGUCUGGUCAUGGAUCGAGUGAAUGACAAAUCCCCGCGUAUUAUUUAUCAAAAUGCAAAACUAUUAUAUAUCAAAUGAACUGGAAUAAAUAUCAUGUAGAAUGAGUGCACAUGAAUAAACAAGAAGCAAUUUGUUGUUGCGAUUAUGUUAAAAAAGUUCUUGAA
Messenger RNA from Neocloeon triangulifer, 7052 nucleotides. RefSeq names its product unconventional myosin-XVIIIa (gene Mhcl). The transcript has 10 exons. Gene Ontology annotation, cellular component: myosin complex. Bases 493 to 6837 code for a protein of 2114 amino acids. NCBI's taxonomy places the organism in Eukaryota, Metazoa, Arthropoda, Insecta, Ephemeroptera, Baetidae. The record is from RefSeq and is a predicted model, not a curated record. Gene Ontology annotation, molecular function: cytoskeletal motor activity; ATP binding; protein binding.